Molecule: messenger RNA, 1932 nt
Organism: Polyodon spathula (Mississippi paddlefish)
Lineage: Eukaryota; Metazoa; Chordata; Actinopteri; Acipenseriformes; Polyodontidae
Product: tumor-associated calcium signal transducer 2-like
Exons: 9
Coding region: 419-1363 (314 amino acids)
Cellular component (GO): membrane
Source: RefSeq, a predicted model, not a curated record
GACGAUGAGGUAAUCACUAAUUUAACCACACCGAAGUUUCAUUUUAUAAUGUGAGUAAACAGUAAACAGCUAUAUAAACCAGAUGCGGGGCUCAAUAGAACCAUCAUUUAAAAGGAGACGGUCUUAGUAGGAACGCUAUACCUAAAACCAACAAUCUUGACCAGGCUAUCGACUUUCUUGGUAUAAUUGUUGUUGUUUUUUUUUUACUAAUUGGUUUCAAGUGUAAUCUGAGAAGAUCCCACCCACCUUUUGUUCCGAUUACUGAUUUACAUUAACAAAACAGGUUCCACGAUCCCUACCUGGGAGGGAUUAUCAGCGCGGAAAGAAAGAAAGAAAGAAAGAAAGGUUUAUUGCACACAGGUUCAGUCAGACAACUUUUCAGAUUUAAAAGAGUGCGGCUGACAGCUUUAUCAGAAACAUGAUGUUUGUUAUGGUCUUGCUUGUCCUGGCUUCGGUUGCCGCAACAACAGCGCAAAAUUGCGUGUGCAACACAAUGAAGUGGGCAACCUGUGAAGGCAGCCCGUGUGAGUGUAAAAUCACCAUCACAGACCAGCUUAAACAGACGCUGGAUUGCUCAAAAUUGAUUCCAAAGUGCUUUCUGAUGAAAGCUGAAAUGUACAGAGCAAAGAAAGGAUUAUCCACUCGUUUAGCGGGAAAACCGACUCUGCAUGCCUUUGUGGACAAUGAUGGCAUCUACGAUCCUGACUGCGAGGCCAACGGUGCCUUCAAAGCCAAGCAGUGCAACAACUCUGAUAUCUGUUGGUGCGUUAACAGUGCUGGUGUAAGGCGAACGGAUAAAGGGGGCCUGGACCUGAAAUGUGAGAAACUAGUUGAAACUGUGUGGGUGCAAACUCAACUGAAGCACACAGAGGGUGUGAAUCUUAAUGAUGAAGUAAAACUGAAAAGUGGCAUAGUGAAGGCCAUCGUAGAACGCUAUGGUGUUGAUGAUAAGCUUGUGACUGGAGUGAAGUAUAAUAAGGCUAGCCGCACUAUUUUAGUAGAUCUGAAAAAGAAUGCAAGUAAUGUGGACAUUGCCACGGUGGGCUACUACAUGGAGAAAGAUAUCAAGGUUCUGCCACUGUUUUACAAUGACAGUAAGAAAUUUUCUCCCAGUGUUGACUCGAAAAAUGUGACUUUUGAGAACAUCCUGGUUUAUUAUAUUGAUGCCGAGCCCCCUACGUUCACCAUGAAGAGAUUGACUGCUGGUGUUGUUGCUGUCAUUGUCGUAGUAGUCCUGGCUAUUAUUGCUGGUUUGGUUGUGCUGUUCAUUUCCAGGAGGAGGGAAAAGUCUGCAAUGUGCCAGAAAGCAGAGCAGACCAGGGAGCUGGAUGAAAUGCAAAAGGAGCAGCUGACUUCUUCAUAAUGCAAAAACUAGAAUUGAAAGCUGGAGGUAUUUGUUUUGCUGGCAGGAAAGUAACCACUCGCUAAAGCCGGUUUGAUUGGAGUAAAGGACUUUGUACUAAAACCUGUCCCCCAGCCUUGUGUGCAGAGGAGCUUACUGAAGGUCUUGCAUUAAUCACCCUUGUGAAAUUUGAGGUGUUUGCUUAAAUGCCCUGCCUCACUUUGUACUGUGUCGUAUUUGACCUGUAUUGUUAAACACCAAUUGUUACAAACCGCAAGUAUCUAAAUGUACGACAUGUUUGCAUUGCACGGUUUAUGAAAUGUCAGACCAAGUUGAAAGCAUUGGGCAUAUGGAUUUCAAAUGGGUAAAUGUGAUCAAGCUUUGUAAUUGCUAUAAACUAAAAGGUCCUUUUUUUUAUAUAUAUAUAUAUAUAUAUAUAUAUAUAAGUGGAUUUAUUUUGUGGGAAGCACUCAAAUUUUUUUAAAGAUGUGUUUUUAGCUGUACUUUUGGGUGGGAAAGGGUAGUCCUGAAUUGAUUUAAGUAAGAACUAUUAACAUUUUUUUUAAAAACAAUAAAUUUGUAUUACUGUU